This is a messenger RNA of Anthonomus grandis grandis, 658 nucleotides long. RefSeq names its product NADH dehydrogenase [ubiquinone] iron-sulfur protein 4, mitochondrial-like. Gene Ontology annotation, biological process: electron transport chain. NCBI's taxonomy places the organism in Eukaryota, Metazoa, Arthropoda, Insecta, Coleoptera, Curculionidae. The coding region runs from base 60 to 626 and encodes 188 amino acids. The record is from RefSeq and is a predicted model, not a curated record. The transcript is spliced from 2 exons.
ACCCCCAUGGUCUUGGUAACCUCGCCUGUCACACGUCAUCCCUGUAUUAACAUGAUGUCAUGGCCCUGUUUUCCUUGAUAAAAGACCCGUUGGUCCGGAUCCUGGUGCCGAAACUCCAGUCGCCCUUGCUAUGCCCCAUUUUUCCAAAGUAUUCAGAUCGGGGUGACGAUCCGGACCGUCCGGAACCCCGGAUCCUUCAGCUGAUCGGUGAGGAGGCGAGGGUCAGAGAGGGUCAGCUGCGCAAGUGUAAGAUCGUGGUGAGGGGUUCGGUUGAUUACUCGCUGAUCUCCGGGGUACCGGUGGAGAUCACUUGCGGUCGACUGGCCAGGAUCCACCAGCCCCCCAAGAACCCUAUGCAAAGCGGUACUCGGCAUCUCGGCCAUUGGCUGCUCGAUUUCGAUACGAAAGAACGAUGGGAGAACCCGAACAUGGGCUGGUGCUCCUCCGGGGACGCCGUUUCCAAUGUCCAAAUGCGAUUCGCCACCAAACAGGCCGCGAUCGAUUACUGUAAGAGGAACCAGAUGACCUUUUGGGUGCAACAAGACAAAACCAAGAAGAAAUUCAAGGUUAAAAAUUACGGGGAAAAUUUCCAUCAUAAGAACCGCACCAGGUUGUCCACUAAAUAGUGAGGGGUCGAUAAUAAACUUUACUGCUAAGA